CCUAAUCGGCUGUGCCUGUGGCUGCUCAAAUCUUCAAUCCAGAGCUGCACCUUUGCUGCGGCUGUGCUUGUGGCUGUUGCGGCUGUGCCUGUGGCUGCUGCGACAGCAUCUGUGCCGCUUCUUCAUCGAUCUCACGAUCUCCCGCCCAGGCCUAGGCACACACAACACAAACCCGAUCAAGAGCCGCCACAACCACCUCCAUUGCCGAAGGGUUUAUAUGGCAGUAUGGAGCUUAUAAUUGUAUACAUGCAGGGAAAAACAAGGAAGUACUUGCGAUAUGUGAGAGCAGCAGGUCCCCUCACAGCUGUUCUUUCGGGCACAAUUUUUGUAAAAAUAUUUAAUCCAUCUUCCAUAUCUUUGGUAGGAGAUAUACCUCAGGGCCUACCAAGCUUUUCUAUUCCUAGAGCUUUUGGAUAUGCUACAUCUUUGAUCCCCACCGCACUUCUCAUUACUGGUGUAGCUAUUUUGGAAUCUGUGGGCAUUGCAAAAGCAUUAGCAGCAAAGAAUGGGUAUGAGCUGGACUCAAAUCAAGAGUUGUUCGGUCUUGGUGUGGCCAAUAUUUUUGGUUCAUUUUUUUCAGCAUAUCCAACAACAGGUUCUUUUUCUAGGUCAGCUGUGAAUCAUGAAAGUGGAGCUAAAUCUGGCUUAUCUGGACUUGUUAUGGGAGUCUUGAUGGGCUGCGCUCUCCUAUUUAUGACACCACUGUUUGAAUAUAUACCGCAGGUUGCUUUGUUAAGGUUUUGGAAGAAUGGAUGAAGCAGAUUUUUUGCAAGGAUGCUAUCUUUAUGUGUAUUUUUGUGAUGGGUUGUAAUCUUUAAUUUCAUAAGUUUAAUUUGGAUUGCUUGCUUUAUUUGUGUAUUAUUUUUUUGUCAUGGUUUGUAAGAGAUUAUAUUUCCUUUCCUUGCAUGGUUGGUUGAAUGUGUGAACGUGAUAUUCAUUUA
Messenger RNA from Prunus dulcis (almond), 941 nucleotides. RefSeq names its product probable sulfate transporter 4.2. The transcript has 8 exons. The record is from RefSeq and is a predicted model, not a curated record. NCBI's taxonomy places the organism in Eukaryota, Viridiplantae, Streptophyta, Magnoliopsida, Rosales, Rosaceae. The coding region runs from base 226 to 756 and encodes 176 amino acids. Gene Ontology annotation, cellular component: membrane. Gene Ontology annotation, biological process: transmembrane transport.